This is a messenger RNA of Medicago truncatula (barrel medic), 814 nucleotides long. RefSeq lists its product as uncharacterized. Gene Ontology annotation, molecular function: SNARE binding. NCBI's taxonomy places the organism in Eukaryota, Viridiplantae, Streptophyta, Magnoliopsida, Fabales, Fabaceae. The coding region runs from base 135 to 596 and encodes 153 amino acids. The record is from RefSeq and is a predicted model, not a curated record. Gene Ontology annotation, biological process: synaptic vesicle exocytosis; regulation of synaptic vesicle exocytosis; endosome to lysosome transport. Gene Ontology annotation, cellular component: BORC complex; synaptic vesicle; BLOC-1 complex. The transcript has 3 exons.
CGUGUCGUAUCGAAAAUUUUAAAAAAUUUCUCGUAUGGCCGUAUCGGUAUUUUAUCCGUAUCAGGCUUCAUAGACCAGAGCUGUUGUCACGGCAUAAUUUGCCACCAUCACUUCCGUCGCAAACUACUCUCACAAUGGAAGCCUCUAGCGACACUCACCACACUUCAACCGAUGAAAACGACACCGUCGUCGUUCAAACGGAACCUUCAAGUUCUCACGCCGGCGAUAACAGUUCUGAAACCGAAAACGCCGCCGGCGAUUCCCUCUCGAAGAGCUCCGAUGUGUUGGCGAAAGGCUUGUCCUCGAUUCUCUCUUCCGUAAUUACGGAUUUUGAUUUCAGAGCUCAACAAACUCUCAUCAGCCAAAAUCAUCUCUCUUCCUCUAUCGAUCGUCUCACUGGAGAACUUGAUCAGUUACUCGAAGAUGCACCUUUGCCAUUCAUAAUGCAACAUGCUGCUAAGAUAUCUAGUGUUAGGAAAAGAGUUUCAUCACUGAAUUCACUUCUAAAAUCCAUACAAGGGAGGAUUGAUAAUAUAGACCGUAUUAUGUCUACUGGCACUACUCAUGAGAAAGCAACAACUGAAAGUUCUGGGUGAAUUGUCAUCAGCUCAAUCAACUCCCAUUUUUUCCUUAUGUAUGUAUCACUGCCAUGCAAUGCACCCUUGAGCCCUUAAAUUUAAUUAUUCUUGUUAGCAUAUACUUGCUUGGUGCCAAUUCAGGGCAUUCAAAUUGGCAGCCAGCUAAUAGUUGUAAUUUAGGUUACUUUUAAUCAUCACUUAAUUUUUGUUUAAAAAAAAAGAAACAAUUUACAGAA